Messenger RNA from Neogale vison (American mink), 4270 nucleotides. It is a transcript of the gene SENP1, whose product is annotated as SUMO specific peptidase 1. Lineage: Eukaryota; Metazoa; Chordata; Mammalia; Carnivora; Mustelidae. Gene Ontology annotation, molecular function: deSUMOylase activity. The transcript has 19 exons. The record is from RefSeq and is a predicted model, not a curated record. The coding region runs from base 201 to 2180 and encodes 659 amino acids. Gene Ontology annotation, cellular component: nucleus. Gene Ontology annotation, biological process: protein desumoylation.
UCUGCUCUUUGACCUUCCGCCCCACCCCCUCGCUCCUCCGCAGCCACCGGGAGGCUCUUCCGGUGUUGUGGAGGCUGUUCCGGUUCGCGGCGGUUCCCGGGUUUUGCGUUCCGCGCCCGGCCGGAAACCCCUUCGCAUAGCAGCCGGUUCCGGUUCGGACUUUGUAUCUUGCUAAAGUCAGUGAUGUGAAAAGAUCUGACAUGGAUGAUAUUGCUGAUAGGAUGAGGAUGGAUGCUGGAGAAGUAACUUUAGUGAACCACAACUCCAUAUUCAAAACCCAUCUCCUGGCCCAAACAGGUUUUCCAGAGGACCAGCUUUCAUUUUCUGACCAUCAGAUUUUACCUUCCAGAGAAGGAAAUUUGGACCGAUCUUAUACAUGUUCUACAAGAAGUACGGCUUAUAAUCCAAAUUAUUAUUCAGGAUUCUUUGUCAGCAAGAUGAGAUCUCCUCCCCUAAAAAGACACAACCCUUCCUCAGACAAUUUUCUUGGCUCAGGAGACUUAAGAACCUUUGGCCAGAGUGCAAAUGGCCAGUGGAGAAAUUCCACUCCAGCAUCAGGUUCAACUUCACAAAAAUCAAGAAACAGCCGAAGUCUUUACCUCGAAACCCGAAAGACCUCAAGUGGAUUAUCGAACACUUUUACGGGAAAGUCAAACCAUCACUGCCAUGUGUCUGCAUAUGAAAAAUCUUUUCCUAUUAAGUCUGUUCCAAGUCCAUCUUGGAGUGGUUCAUGUCGUCGAAACCUUUUGAGCCCCAAGAAAAUGCAGAGGCGACAUGUUAGUACAGCAGAAGAGACAGUCCAAGAAGAAGAAAGAGAGAUUUACAGACAGCUGCUACAGAUGGUCACAGGGAAACAGUUUUCUGUAGCAAAACCCACUUCACACUUUCCUUUACACCUGUCUCGAUGUCUUAGUUCCAAUAAGAAUACUUUGAAAGACUCACUGUUUAAAAAUGGAAACUCUUGUGCAGCUCAGAUCAUUGGCUCUGAUACUUCAUCAUCUGGAUCUGCCAGCAUUUUAACUGCCCAGGAACAGCUGUCCCACAGUGUGUAUUCCUUAUCAUCUUGUGCCCCAGAUGUUGUGGCAUUUGGAUCCAAAGAUUCUGAUCCUGUCCAUCAACCCCAACAUCACCACUCUCUUCUACAUCAGCCAGAUCACUUACCAGCUUCAAAUACACAAUCAGAAGGAUCAGACUCUGUGAUCUUACUCAAAGUGAAAGAUUCCCAGACUCCAGUUCCCAGUCCUACUUUUUUUCAGGCAGAGCUGUGGAUCAAAGAAUUAACUAGUGUUUAUGAUUCUCGAGCACGGGAGAGAUUGCGCCAGAUUGAAGAGCAGAAAGCACUAGCAUUACAGCUUCAAAACCAGAGAUUGCAGGAACAGGAACAUUCAGUACAUGAUUCGGUAGAACUGCAUCUUCGUGUACCACUUGAAAAGGAGAUCCCUGUCACGAUCACCCAAGAAACAGAAAAGAAAGGUCAUAAAUUAAUUGAGAGUGAAGAUGAAUUUCCUGAAAUCACAGAGGAAAUGGAGAAGGAAAUAAAGAAUGUAUUUCGUAAUGGGAACCAGGAUGAAGUUCUGAGUGAAGCAUUCCGCUUAACCAUUACACGCAAAGAUAUUCAAACUCUAAACCAUCUGAACUGGCUCAAUGAUGAGAUAAUCAAUUUCUACAUGAAUAUGUUGAUGGAGCGAAGUAAAGAAAAGGGAUUGCCAAGUGUGCAUGCAUUUAAUACCUUUUUUUUCACUAAGUUAAAAACGGCUGGUUAUCAGGCAGUGAAACGUUGGACAAAGAAAGUGGAUGUAUUUUCUGUUGAUAUUCUUUUGGUGCCCAUUCACCUAGGAGUGCACUGGUGUCUUGCUGUUGUGGACUUUCGGAAGAAGAACAUUACUUAUUAUGAUUCUAUGGGUGGAAUAAACAAUGAAGCCUGCAGGAUCCUCCUGCAAUACCUGAAGCAAGAAAGCAUUGACAAGAAAAGGAAAGAGUUUGACACCAAUGGCUGGCAGCUCCUCAGCAAGAAAAGCCAGGAAAUUCCACAGCAGAUGAAUGGAAGUGACUGUGGCAUGUUUGCUUGCAAAUAUGCUGACUGCAUUACCAAAGACAGACCGAUCAACUUCACACAGCAACACAUGCCAUACUUCCGGAAGCGGAUGGUCUGGGAGAUUCUCCACCGAAAGCUUUUGUGAAGACUGUCUCAGUUAGCCGACAUUGACCUUGUGGGGGACCAGCUCUUUGUUGUCUACAGCCAGAGACCUUGGAAACAGCUGCUCCCACCCCUGUGUUCUUGUAAAGCCCUUGAUCCCGGACCUGGCCCUGGCGAGAUGCAUUCACAAGCACAUCUGCCUUUCCUUUUGUAUCUCAGAUACUAUUUUUGCAAAGAAACUUUGGUGCUGUGAAAGGGGUGAGGGACAUCCCUAAGCUGAAGAGAGAGACUGCUUUUCACUUCUUCAGUUCUGCCAUCUUUUUUUCAAAGGGCUCCAGCCUCACUCAGUCCCUAAUUUGGGGGCUGAGAGAAGCUUGGACAGAUUCUUGGUUUCAUAUAAACUCUUGUUGUUAGGCCUUACUAAGAGGUAGGAAAGGGCUUGGGCAAAAAGGUAGGGAUGAAAACCACCAGCAUAUACACGCACACAUACAUACAUGCAGGAUUUUCAAGAUGUAUUGUCAGGAAAGUGACUGUAAUCUGAACUUUGGGUCCCAUGCAAAAGUCCCUCCUCCAGGACUUCCCUAUUUAUAUGCCUCCUUGUGAGAUCCAUCUGCUUCUAUACAAGGCUGUUUUAUCAUCUGUAGCUUCCUCCCAUUGUGAGGCACAACACAUGAGCCCUGGGGGGACCCCAAAGUCCCAGGCAGUCCUUUUCCUUAAAGCAGGGGUUUGCAUGUGCUCAGAACACAUGAUACGGAGAAGACCCACCCAGGGAGCAGUUCAGUGGGGCAACCAAGGCACCACUUCUACUGCCACCUACUUCUGACCAAGAAGAAGGACCUCAGUUUUUAGCAUAAAAUUCCAGCAUUGAAUGAAUGCAGGUCUAGUGUGGUCUGUGGCUAGUUAGUUUAAAUAUGUUUCUAACCACAGAGAAUUUUAUAUAUAUAUAUAUAUACAUAUAUAUAUAUAUAUACACACACACAUAUAUAUAUAUAUUUCACAGGGAUAUGUGUUUUUUUUAAAAGGCUGAAUGUGUUCACCACUUUAGCCUCUAGGUUUAUUUCCAUUUUCCAAAUUUAGCUCUAGCACGCACAGAUCCCAGCCCCUAUGUGUAGGGUGUUUGUGGACUUCCUAACAAUAUUUUGAGGCCUGGAUGAACUUUGGCUUAGGGGUAGAGGUUACCAAGGGAGGCAAGAUUUUCAACUGGAAAACGGGUGGAAUUUGGACUGAUCAACUUGAGACUAAAAAACUGCUAUUCCUUUUGUUCUUUCUAGCAUCUCCCCCACCCUCUGAGCGUUCCUCAGGCUAGAUGGUGAAACGAUCCAAUGCCAGUGUCAUUUUGUACUUAAGUUCCAAAAUAGGAACGUUUUAUACUUUUUUCUGUAUUGUAAUAGGUAGUUUUGUAUGAAAUAUUUUCUCUUCUUCCCUUGUACCCCAUCCUUUCCAACAUUGUGCUUUCUCUCUGGGCUUAUUUGAAAAUUUUACUCUGUUUUAUACCAAGCUUGUUUAGUACAUUUUUCUAUGUUUUACCACAGGUUACAAUUUGAAAAGAAAACUAUUUUUUUUAAAUAUUCCAUUGUUAACUGAAUGUUACUGUUUCCACUCCAACAACCAGAUGUCCUACCUUUUUCAUAACUGCCUGACUUUUUGGGGAAGGCCACCGUUCAUUUGUUCUUUCUUCUUUUCUUUUUUCUUUUCUUUUUUUCUUCCUUUCUCUCUUUCUUUCUUUCAUGCUUUUCUAUAGGAAAUAAAUAGCUUUCUAUUUAUGAGUUGCUGAGCCCUUUAACAUUCUCUUUUAGAAAGCUGCAAUGUGCAGGCUCAUUGUAGGAUUCCUGCACAUGGAUUCUUGGUACUUAAUGUAUUUCAGUGACAACUUGAAAGGUGGCAGUAUGGCAUAGAUUUGGACUAUGAAUCAAAAGACCUGAGUUUUUCAGGUGCUUUUGCUAUUAUCUGGGGCGGACUCAGAACAAGAUAGUUGUCUGUAUUUAUUGUUUGUCCAUUUAGAUAACAACAUCUGUCUUAACCUUCCUCAUAGAUCUUUUGUACAGACCAAAGCAGCAAAUAUUUAUUGCCAUGUAUAACAGAAAAUGAAACAUGCAACAAAAGCACUUUGAAAAAUAUAUAAGGAAUUGUUGA